This is a messenger RNA of Myripristis murdjan (pinecone soldierfish), 1476 nucleotides long. RefSeq names its product endothelial cell-specific molecule 1 (gene esm1). The record is from RefSeq and is a predicted model, not a curated record. The coding region runs from base 200 to 898 and encodes 232 amino acids. Gene Ontology annotation, cellular component: extracellular region. NCBI's taxonomy places the organism in Eukaryota, Metazoa, Chordata, Actinopteri, Holocentriformes, Holocentridae. The transcript has 3 exons.
CCUAUAGCACUCACACAAAAACAAACCAAACAUAACUUAUGACAUCAGGUCACGCGAAUUUCAAUUCCUGGAUGGCGGUUCAGAGUUAAUCCCACUUCCACGCCGGAUUUCUAAAAAAGGGGGCUGGCUGGCAAAAGGACGACAACACCGGAUUGAGGAAAUUGACGAGGGCAAACCAUGUGCAAAACAAAGUUGUUCAAUGCUGAUAACCAUACAACCUGAUGAACCACAGGUCACUCCGCUCAAGCCGCCCAGAGGGGGUCCAUCUCUGUCCCGGAGAAAAUCCCUUCCCGAGACUGACCGAAAGGCAGCAGCCCUGUGGACAGACGCUCUCCGGCUCCCCGCAUCCGCGAUGUCUUUCCUUCUGCUCACAGUCUUGUCCUCAUUUAUAGUGGGAGAUGUUGAAGCGUGGGGCGCCAAUGUGAAGUACGCAGUAAACUGCCCCGAGAGAUGUAACGUGGAUCUGUGUGGCGGGACACAACGCUGCAGACGGACCGUCCUGGAUGACUGCGGCUGUUGCCAGGUCUGUGCAGCCGGCAGAGGGGAGCACUGCUACCGCACGGUAUCCGGGAUGCACGGGGUGAAGUGCGGACCAGGAUUAUUCUGUGAGUUCUACAAGGAUGAGGACGAUUAUGGAGACGAAUACGGCAUUUGCAAAGACUGUAUGUAUGGGACCUAUGGGAUUGAGUGCCGAAAGACCUGCAACUGCAAAGGAGGCAUCUGUGACAGGGAGACCGGGGCUUGUCUUACCCUCAAAUUCUUUGCCAAAAUUGCCAGCAAGCUCAAGACUCAGCCACAAGCAGGGGGCGAGGUGGGCUCAGGAGAAGUCAGCAACAACCAGCACACAGACCAGCACACAGACAGAUCCACUGCUCCUAAGUGGCUCAAUCCUCGCUGACAAGUGCCAACAAGACUGAAUCUAUUUAGUGUAAAUACAGCAUAAUAUUAACUUAUAAAUGAUUGAAGGAUAUAUUUUAUUAUGUUAAAAAAACAAAAACUUUUUUACAACAUUUUGAAGUCAUUUUUUUCCUCCCUCAUUUGGUCUUUAUUUUAUACCCACCACUUUGUUCUGAUGAAAUAUUCAGACUGCAGUUCAUCAAAUCAAAGGCGAAUGCGCUUCAGAUUCACAUUUUAUAGAGUAAGAUAAUUAAAUUUAUUGUUUCAUCUUCAGGUGUUUCCCAUGUUUGCUAGCAAUGAAGACUUGAUUCUCUCAUUUUAUGUGCCUUUAUACGAUAUUGUUGAGGAAAUAACCUACCAGUUUGAAAGACAUGUCACAAGAAAACACAGUGUUGUAUGGUUUGCAAACAGGACAAAACAGUAUUUUUUCACAUGUUAAAAUUAUUUCAUUGCACUAAGUCGUCAUACUGUUUGUUCUCUUUAAUGGUCUUUUAUUUAUAUAUCUGAAAUGCUGACAAGGAAAAUGUCUUGUAUAUUACACCAGCCAAUGUAAAGGAUGCUGUCAUAAUUAAACCAAAG